Messenger RNA from Gongylonema pulchrum, 942 nucleotides. NCBI's taxonomy places the organism in Eukaryota, Metazoa, Nematoda, Chromadorea, Rhabditida, Gongylonematidae. The record is from the annotation of a GenBank genome assembly.
AUGCUAUUGCAAAUAUUUGUAUCUCUGCUAGCACACUGGACGCGACUAGUAUGGGGCGUAUUCGAGUGUGGAAGCCAUGAAACAACGGCAUUCGUUAGAAUAGCGAGAGCUCGUUUGGCCGGAACACCGGUUGUGGUAUCCACAGCCGGACAUGACCUCACUUGCGCCCAAUAUUGCCGAAAUAAUAUUGAGCCAACCACAGGUGCCCAAAGGGUUUGCGCUUCAUUCAACUUCGACGGUCGCGAAACGUGCUACUUUUUUGACGAUGCUGCCAGUCCAGCAGGUACUUCCGAUUUGGCACCAAAUCCGUCGGCGAACAACUUUUAUUAUGAAAAAACUUGUCUUCCGGGUGUUAGUGCGCACGAAGCUUGCACGUACCGGUCAUUUUCGUUCGAAAGGACUCGAAAAACCGCGCUGGAAGGCUUCGUUCGCAAAUCCGUACAGGUAGGUUCUCGGGAGCAGUGCCUGUCAGCAUGCCUUAAAGAGGAGGAAUUUGUUUGUCGUUCAGUGAAUUACAAUUAUGACAGUUAUUUAUGCGAGCUGUCAACGGAAGACCGACGCUCCAAGCCGAAUCAUUUGCGACAGAGCGAUUCACCCGUCGACUACUAUGAUAACAAUUGUCUUUCGCGUCAAAAUCGAUGCGGUGAAGCAGGUGGUAACCUGAUUUUUGUAAAGACGACCAAUUUUGAAAUACAUUUUUAUGAUCAUACACAGUCAGUUGAAGCGCAAGAAUCGUUUUGCCUACAGAAAUGUCUGGACUCCUUAAACACAUUUUGUCGGUCUGUGGAAUUUAGUCCAUCUGAGAAAAAUUGUAUUGUGAGUGACGAAGACACAUUUUCGAGAGCUGAUCAACAGGGACAUAUUCAGGGCAAGGACUACUACGAACCUGUUUGCGUUGCGGGUAUUUUUUCAUAUUUUACAAAUUGUCAUUAUGCAAUUUAA